Molecule: messenger RNA, 1032 nt
Organism: Melampsora larici-populina 98AG31
Lineage: Eukaryota; Fungi; Basidiomycota; Pucciniomycetes; Pucciniales; Melampsoraceae
Exons: 7
Coding region: 1-1032 (343 amino acids)
Biological process (GO): protein phosphorylation
Molecular function (GO): ATP binding; protein serine/threonine kinase activity
Source: RefSeq, a predicted model, not a curated record
AUGAACAAACAAUGCCUUUACGUGAAGUUUGAUGCAGAUGAAUACCUGCGUAUCACGGAGUCAGAUGAUAAGAAGUUUUGCAGAAACAAGAAGAAAAGGGUCCAUGAAAGUACUGAUGAAUCUGGAACCGAUCCAUCUUUGCAAGACAAGGAGGAAAAUUACAUCCCCAAACAUAAACGACUUCAUUCUCCCUCAGACAGAAGUGAUACACAUCAAGAUCAAGAAGAUGAUUCCAACAUUGCUUACCGGCCCGAUCCUGAUGAAAUUUUUGAGACUGAACACGUGGAUCAAACCAUUACUCCUGGUUGCUUGUUAAAUACACCUAUGGUUGAGCUCAAUACCUGCAUUGGUGAACUGAAACUGGUAGUCAUCGAAAGCCCUUUGCCAAUAGCCUCUGUACAAAGGACUCCUCCUCAACCCAAGUUGUGGAUUCUUGGAGUUGCUAAGGCAGUAGUCUAUCAUCCCCAGUCCCCCAAUUCAACUUUGUUCAAUUCAGAUUGGAUGUUUGUCUUAGGUGAAGAACCACACUUGGGAUGGCUUGACAUACAAGGUGUUCCCAAAGAAGAUACCUCCAAAGAUGAAAACCAAGUUGAUGAAUAUGACUCUAUACCGUUCUGUGCCUCCACUUCAUCAUUUGACUCACCCAAUUCUCAUGCUCAAUUAAGAUUGUUUGCAGAAGCACAAAGAAUCAUCGGCAAAUUUCACCAGAAGAGGAAAGGCGCCUACACCCCUCCCAAAGGUUUCAUGACAGCAGUCAACUUUACAAUUAAAAAACCUUACAAUCUUGAUCAUCAAAUAAUGCAUUGCCUCACUCAUUUUCGUAUAGAUGAAUAUAAAGGCAAGUCCUUGCUAUGUAUUCUACAAGCUUCUGGACGUAUCAUAACUCAAGUCGAGUUGAUCCACUCAAACUCAGCUAUUGGGGAUGACAAUCCCGGGGAAGAUAGUCUGAAGAUAUUUUUAGAAAACCAUUCUUGUCCUCCGCCUUGUGAAUUCCUUGGUCUCCAUAAGCUAGAUGUACCGUACACUGAUUAG